Desarmillaria tabescens is the source of this 1035-nucleotide messenger RNA. RefSeq lists its product as uncharacterized. Lineage: Eukaryota; Fungi; Basidiomycota; Agaricomycetes; Agaricales; Physalacriaceae. The transcript is spliced from 15 exons. The record is from RefSeq and is a predicted model, not a curated record. The coding region runs from base 1 to 1035 and encodes 344 amino acids.
AUGAAAAAUGCCGCAGAGAUAGCUCAUGGCCCUAUGAUCAUUGGUCUCUACAUCAACAUCAUCCUUCUGGGCAUCAUUGCUACCCAGAUGUAUAUGUAUCUGAACGCGUACAGGAAGGAUCGUUUAUGGAUGAAGAUCUUCAUUGUUGUCCUCUUUAUCGCAAAUGUAGCAAACACGGUUUUCCUAUGUCAAUUCCUGUAUACAUCUCUCAUCCUCAAUUUCGGCAACGACGCGUAUCUGGCUAGAGCGGACUGGGUUUUCGCUACAGAUCCUGCGCUUACGGGCAUCAUUGCGGGAAUGGUCCAAUUAUCCUUUGCGUGGAGAGUCAAGGUCCUCACCAACAACCUCUGGCUUGUAACAGUUGUAGCAGCGUGCGCCCUGGCUGGGACUGGCGCCGCCAUCGCAACCUCAUUUGAAGUAGGCAGAACUCCCGAGUUCGUAGAAUUUCGAAACUUCAAGGUCGUCGUCAUCAUCUGGCUGGCAGCUGAAUGUCUAUCUGACAUUCUCAUCUCCGGGAUCCUUGUCUGGCAACUACUCACGAGUUUCAGGAAAAGACGCAAGACUGGAUUUCAGAGCACCGAUGAACUCGUUGAUCGAAUAAUCCGACUGACUGUUCAAACCGGUCUUAUCACGUCCAUCUGUGCCAUUAUAGAUCUAGCUCUCUUCCUUUCAGACCCUACCGGAACGCACCUUAUCUUCAAUUUUCCUCUGUCCAAGCUCUACACAAAUACGAUGAUGAGCACAUUGAACUCGCGACGUGGAUGGGAUUUCAGUGAUCAGGAAUCUACUUCGCAUACUCACACCACCAGUGGUAUUGUUAGAGAGCGAGGGAAAAAGAAACGCAUCUUUCGAGUAGACACGACCCGUCCGCAGGUUUUCGUUGACGUUGAACAGCAUGUUGAACAGCAUGAGAUGCAUACAAGAAAUCUUGCUGAAAGGCACCUUCAUGCUAACGAUGACUAUGACGUCAAGUCCGUUUCGCCCGAUGACUCACUGACAGCUGCAGCAUUGCCAGGGGCGCCUUGGGAGAAGUAA